GGAGUCAUGUGCUCAACCUUGUCCUCCCAUAACACAGACAGAGGGACAGAAGACGAGAUCUAGCAACAACACAAACCAGCUGGAACACAUCUGACAGUGGAUAUACUUGAGUGCAAAAGGAGCGACUGUUUCUGCCUCUGGUUGUCACAUGUGCUCACUGUAGUUGGAGGGGAAAGUCAGACUGAGUGUGGGCAUCCAGUAGCCGAGUGCCUGGUCAAUCCUGGACCAUGAAGCUUAGUGUGGCGUUGUGUUUUGCAGGGCUCUUCGGGGCGUUGGCAGCUGUGUUCAUUCUCCUCUCUUUUGGAACUGAUUACUGGCUGCUGGCCUCAGAGAGCUGCCCCCCAAACUCUAACGGAUCUGUUGACCUGGGCGGUGUGACUGUAGAGCGUGGAGAUGUGGUGGUGCAGCAGGACACUGGAGACAUCACUCUGUACCAUGAAGGUUUUUUCUGGAAGUGUUCGUUUGGAGGCAACAUGGGUGAUGACGACCUGAUGUGGAAGCUCUGGUUCACGAAUCAGCCUCACUCAAAAGUGUGCAUGCAUGCCUACCUCUUCCCGUUCCCCAUAUCUCAUCAGACCCACAAUGCCACAGAGUAUGAUACAGCCAUAAUCUACAGAGGCUUCUGGAGCAUCUUUAUGCUCAUUGGUGUCGCAGCUGUGGUGCUCGCUGGGUUCUUCAUCAUUUGCGCUGCUCCGUUUGCCAGCCACCGUUUAUAUAAAGCAGGCGGUGGACUUUUCCUGGCAUCUGGUCUUUUCCUGCUCUGUGUGGUGGUGAUGUACGUCCUGUGGGUACAGGUGUUGGAUGUGGUGGAUGCCUACAUCAACCAUCAGCGCUCUACAGUGUGUCCAGGCUUCCAGCUGUCCCUCAACUAUGGUCUGUCCUUUAUGUUUGCCCCUGUUGGCAUCUUCUUCUGCCUCCUGGCCGGCCUUCUCUUCCUCCUCAUUGGCCAAACCAUCCAGAUCCAUUACCACUGACUUUAACUGGCAGCAGGUUCGAGGAAGAGAGGAGGUAUGAGCGUUUUCUUUUUUCUUUUUUUUUUUUUUUUACCACCAGACCUUUGGCAUAUUCCCCAUUUUGUCUGUCAUUUAAAAGUAGGACUCUGUAGAAACUAUAUGGAAGCUCUGUGGUUUAAAUGAUCGGAAGGUCUUGAACUCUUUGGUCCAGGAUGAAAACAUUGCAGCCAUUGUUUAGUUCAGAAAUAGCAUCAUAGUCACUCCAGCCUGAGCUACUUUUAUUUGAGCUAUGUUACAUAUAGUUCUGUGCUGUUCUCAACAAGCCUGACCACUGACAGUAAAAAUACCUGUGGUCACAACACUGUUGUUUGAAUCUUGUGUGUUGAUGGUUGUGAGGGUCAUGAGUGUGUGCUCAUGAAAUUCACAAUCACCAGUAAAUGUUAAUCGGAAAAAUUAUGUUAAUUGAAGUAUUUUUAUUAGCUUGCCAAUAUGCUAAAGAGUUAAAAAUGCAUAUUCUGCUUUGACUAGUGUUUAUAAAAGGAAUCUAAAAUGGUGCAUAGUGAACAGUUUAUAACUUGGCAUGGUAAUUUAUAUAUUCUGUAUAUACUGUGAUUGUAGUCAGUAAUUUUGGGAAGAAAGCCUGACCAGCAACUUUCUCUGAGUUAUUUAAAGUUGAUGAUAUUCUACAUUUUUUUUGUUAGUGUCAACAAAUCCAAUGAAAAGACAAAAACCAAAACCUUUCAACUCUGUGUCACUCAGCUCCAAGCCCAUAUUCAAAGCAGAUCAUGAAUAUAAACAAUCAUUUAAAAAAAUGAUUAAAUCAUUUUGUGAAAUAACUGGACGCUGUCGUUUUUAGCAAGCUUCACUCAAAGGGGAGUAAGUAGCACAUUUUUAGCUGCACAUUAAUAUUGGUUACAUUUGGUAUUCUGUCAAGUAUUUAUGCAGCCUGAACGCCAGAGGAAAAUGUUUGCAUUGUAUACUUUUGCAAACCAUGAAUAUGAUACAUUUGCACAUUUCAUACAUACCAUAUUAAUGUUUCUAAAGUGACAUUAUCUAUAACCUGUGUAUCACCUUGACUGUUCAAGUGCAACAAACACCAGUUGUUGUUUUGUUACUUUUUGCAGCAUUUAAGACGGCAUCUGUGGCACCAAACCUGGGUGUUUUAGUGAACCAUUGCAACAUUUCCCACUGCCUUUUGAGCCACUGAACUUGAAUGUUUUUCAUUGACCUGUCCCUGCUUUUCCAGCAGCUUUAUGCCACCAAAUGUGGAUGUUUUAAGCUAAAACACAAUCUUUUCCUUAUGGUAACCAAGUUGUUUUUGUGUCCACAGCUCUACUGCUUAAUUGAGAAAUGGAAAGUUUCAGCGUAUCUGCUGCAAAAUAAUGUCCAAAUGUAUCCAUGGUUUGCAGAAACGUGGUAAAGAAACAUAUCACUCAACAACAAUGUGCAGCAAUAUCACAGAGAAAGAAUUUAUAUCACACUUAGGCCACACUGACAUUUAUUGUUGGGGUCGAUUCAUUGUUGUUUUUGUCUUUUUUUUUACAACAACAAAAAAAAUCAUAGAA
Messenger RNA from Plectropomus leopardus (leopard coralgrouper), 2518 nucleotides. It is a transcript of the gene tmem182a, whose product is annotated as transmembrane protein 182a. The record is from RefSeq and is a predicted model, not a curated record. Gene Ontology annotation, cellular component: membrane. Lineage: Eukaryota; Metazoa; Chordata; Actinopteri; Perciformes; Serranidae.